AUGCCACCAGGAGGUGAAGAAGAAAAGCGCGUUUCGGAACACAUCGAAAAAGUCAACACACUUCUUUCCGAAACGGAAACAUUUCUCGCGCGUCUUGAGGUGCAAAAACACGUCUUGACGACGAAAAUGAGAACUCAAACGGGAGUACAAGUAUAUCCGGACCCUGGAGUGCAGAAUCAGGAAACACCGGUGGGCCGCGUAGAAUUACUCAGACUUCCUAUUCCAGAAUUUAACGGCAAAAGCUGGCAGUGGGACAAUUUCUGGGAAUUGUUUAACGCCACAGUGCACUCAUUCCCACUCUCAAAUUUACAGAAGUUCAAUUACUUACUGAGAGCAUUAAAGGGAAAGGCACGACAGUCUGCAGAACGCUUUCAAGUGACUGCAUCAAAUUAUCCCCUAGUGUUGGAACACUUGCGGGAAAAGUACGGCAAUACGUCUGCAAUCAUAACUAGUCUACAUGAAAGAUUAGAGACUUGGACUGCACGAAGUACUGACCUCCAGGACCAGUGCAACCUUUUCGACAAGAUUUCAUCACUCACUAAGCAGCUCGAAAGCAAAGAAGAGAAUCUUGAUAGCCCAUGGUUAUUGUCCAAGAUCCUUGCAAAAUUCAGGCGAGAUAUCCAGAGGAGGGUACUAGAGAAAAGUCCCAUUACCCGCAGAACAGGUCUGGAAUCUCAAGAAACAGAUGGAAACGCUUGA
Messenger RNA from Necator americanus (New World hookworm), 699 nucleotides. RefSeq lists its product as uncharacterized. Bases 1 to 699 code for a protein of 232 amino acids. Lineage: Eukaryota; Metazoa; Nematoda; Chromadorea; Rhabditida; Ancylostomatidae. The transcript has a single exon. The record is from RefSeq and is a predicted model, not a curated record.